This is a messenger RNA of Hibiscus syriacus, 3464 nucleotides long. RefSeq names its product filament-like plant protein 5. The record is from RefSeq and is a predicted model, not a curated record. Bases 188 to 3370 code for a protein of 1060 amino acids. The transcript has 6 exons. Lineage: Eukaryota; Viridiplantae; Streptophyta; Magnoliopsida; Malvales; Malvaceae.
AAAUGUAGCCAACCCCGCUUCUCUCUCCGUCCUGUCUCUGUUGGGUUCUUUCUCUCUUCACUAUGUGAAUAGAACGAAAACAAAAUAUAAAAACUUCUCUCGGGAAUGAUUCUUUAACUAUUCAAAUCAAAUUCCAUCUCAGUGAUCGCCGGUAAUCUGCGUUCCUUUCCGGAUAUUGAUUUUUGAAAUGGACCAACGAGGAUGGCCAUGGAAGAAGAAAUCUUCCGAGAAAGUUGGAACUGAAAAGCAGGUAGUUGUAUCGGAUGGAACCGGUGUUUCUUUGUCUUCCUUAGCAUCUCUCGGAGAGCAGGAAAAAUGUAAGAAGGUAAAUUAUGUUCAAAUAUCCAUGGAGUCAUACGUACAUUUGAGUGGGUUAGAGGAUGACGUUAACAAGUUAAAGGAUGAAGUCAAAUCAUGUGAGGAUGAAGUAAAGGGUUUGAAAGGGAAACUAUCGGAAGCUCAUUCAGAGAUUAAAUCUAAGGAUGCUUUGAUUAGCCAACAUGCUAAAGUUGCUGAGGAAGCUGUUUCAGGAUGGGAAAAGGCAGAUGCCGAAGCUAUUGAGUUGAAACGGCAUCUCGAAAAUCUUACUCUCUUGAAGCUUUCGGUAGAGGAUCGGGCUGCGCAUUUAGAUGGUGCGCUUAAGGAGUGUAUGAGAGAGGUCAGGAGUGUGAAAGAGGAGAGCGAGCAGAAAUUGCAGGAUGUGGUUCUAGCCAAAACUAUACAUUUUGACAGAAUAAAGCUUGGUUUGGAAGCGAAAAUAGCUGAAUUAGAUGAAGGGCUUUUGAGAGCAGCUGCUGAAAACCAAGCGCUUUCGAGGUCAUUGCAUGAGCGGUCGAAUUUGAUAGUUCAGAUUGAGGUAGAAAAAUCUAAAGUGGAAGCUGAAAUAGAACUUAUGAAGACGAACCUUGUGUCACGUGAGAGGGAAAUAAACUCACUCAAGUACGAGCUGCGUAUGGUUUCUAAGGAGCUUGAAAUUCGCAAUGAAGAAAAGAGAAUGAGUAUGAGAUCUGCAGAGGCAGCAAACAAGCAACAUUUAGCAAGUGUCAGCAAAAUUGCUAAACUGGAGGCAGAAUGUCAAAGACUACGCGGCCUAGUUCGUAAGAGAUUGCCAGGGCCAGCUGCAUUGGCCCAAAUGAAGCAAGAAAUGGAUAAUUUUGGUAGAGAUUUUGGUGGACCUCAACUUAAAAGGAAUGUAGUUAAGAAUCCUAACCCGAAUUUGCCUCCACAGAUGGAAUCAUCCGCUGGCAGCUUGCUGCAAUCCCAAAAAGAGAUUGAUUAUCUUACUAUGCGGUUGUUGGAGAUGGAGGAGGAAACAAAGAUGCUUAAAGAAUCUUUGGCCAGUCGCAAUAGUGAACUGCAGGCUGCCAGAGAGACGUGUGCUAAGACAAAUCUCAGGGUUAAGAGCUUAGAAGCACAAGUACAGGCCCUUGAUCAUCGAACAAGCUCCCCAAAGUCGAGCAUUGGGCACCCUGCUGGCGAUCUUUCUAGUCAAUAUGCUAGCAAUGCACCUAGUAUCAUUUCCAUGUAUGAAGAUGGGAUUGAUGUCGAAGAACAUUCGACGAAAUCUUUUCUACCAGCAACCUCCGGUAUCUCUCAUCUGGUAAUGGAGCAGAGUAGUCAUAAAAUUCAUAAGCAAGAGAACUCCAAUUGCUUGGAAUUGAUGGAUGACUUUCUAGAGAUGGAGAAGUUGGCACGUCUGUCAAAUGAUGUUGGUGGAGCUAAUGCUGUUUCUAGCGAUCCAGUUAAUUCUGAUCAAGAGUUUGGUUUUAGUCCAUCAUCAAAGCUGGAAUCUUCAAUUGCAAGAUCCUCAACAACGGGGCUUCAGCAGGAUGUGGAAAAUUCGCCCUUCCAAAAGCUUCAGUCAAUGGUUUUUACAAUUUUUGAAUCUAAAACUAAGGAGAAGAAUUUGGGAAAGGUCUUGGAGGAUAUCAAAGGUGCUAUUCUGGAAGUACAAGGUUCUCUGUCUCAGCACCCAGUCACCUAUAUAUGUGAAGGAGUUCAAUUGGGUCAUGGUCCUUCCGAUCGAAAGGAUGUAUUUGAAGAAAGAUUGAUUUUCUUAGAUGGAGAUGAAGUUACAAAGCAAAAUUUAGCAUCUGCGAUAUCUCAGAUUCAUCAGGUUGUACUAUCAGUAGGUAGAAAAACAAUGAGAGUUCAGGACCCUCGUACCGAUGGCCAUGCGCUAUGUAAAAGAUUAGAUGACUUCUCUGUCUUUGUGGAUAAGUUUGUAUUCGACAAUAAGGGUUUGGUUGACUUCAUCUUAAAGCUUUCUUAUGUUUUAGCUGAAGUAGAUCGACAGAACCUUGGUUUCCUGGGAUUUAGGGAUUAUAAUAGAAAUGCCAGCGAAAAUGAUUGCGUAGACAAGGUUGCUUUGCUAGAGAAUAAGGUUGUACAAGAUAGCCCAUCAAAACAUGCAUGUGCUGGAGGGUGCCAUCUUUGUCAUUCCUGUUCGGACUCGGAUGUGCUUCAUAAUGAAAUCUUGGAUCCAAGUUUUCAACCCAAUGUUCCAUCAUGCUCAUGCUUAUUCAAAGAGUUGGAACAACUGAAAUUGGAUAAAGAAAAAAUGACAGUGGAUCUUACAAGAUGCACUGAAGAUCUUGAUAAUGCAAAGUUGCUGCUUCAGGAGACAGAGAAUAGGGUAACUGAACUGAAGUUACAGUUGGCUUCCUCUCAAAAUCUCCACAGCCUCGCCGAAACUCAGCUGAAAUGUAUGACUGAGUCUUACAAGUCACUAGAAGCGCGUGCACAGGAGUUGGAAGCUGAGAUAAACCUUUUACAAGAAAAAUCAGCGAAGUUAGAUGAUAAACUACAAGAAGAAAAGCGUGGCCAUCAAGAUGCCCUGGCUAGAUGCAAGGAUCUCGAGGACAAAGUUCAGAGGAAUGCAACCUCCUUUCUAUGUCCGUCAUCAACGAUAGAAGAUUCUGAGAUGAAGAUCAACCAGGAAAGAGAUAUAAAAGAUGCAGCACAAAAGCUCGCAGCAUGCCAGGAGACAAUUUACCUUCUCGGGAGGCAGUUGCAGUCUUUGCACACUCAAAGUGACGAGCUGUUGGGUGAAAGUUCAGUAGAAGGCAGAAUAAAUCGUAGCUGUUCAAAGGCACAGGAUAUUUGCUGUACCGAUGACCUUGAACACAUUGAGACGGACAUCAUAGCUUCUGCAGAUGUGCAAUCCGUUAGUGAUGAUUCCUUGCAUUACGGUCAUUCCACAUCAAGUCCCCUGGAUAAUGACACCAAUCUUUCACCGAGGUCUCUAGUGGGCUUGUCUCACCUCAAUCAUACCCGUACGAAGUCUACAUUCUCUGCUUCUACUCUUGAGCAAGAGAAACACUCACUUAGUUUUGGUCGUCUCUUUUCCUUGAAAGGGAAGAACGAGUAGUUGAAUUGUGUUGUCUAGCUUUGUAUAGAUUUCCAGAUUAAUGGGCAUAGCAAUCGGCUAGCCCCAUCUGUCCUAGAUAAUAUUUCCUUCUCUU